AUGAAAAUGGUUGAAAUGAAUCCAAUUCCAACACCUAAUUGUGAUGGUGUAAUAAAUAAAAGUGGAUGUUUUGAAUUGAGAAUUACUGAUCUUUUGACUGGUUUUUGGCCUUCGACUGAUGGUCAUUUACCCCCAGACGAGCCAGCUUGUGGUUUUAGAAAUGAACGCUGUGAUUAUACUUUAAUGAUUGUUAUUGGUAUUUUGGCUUUGGUGGCUUUGUUGGGUGUUGGGGCUGGAUUUAUAUUCUUCAGAGUUUUAGAAAAUCGAGCUCUUGCAAAAACAUCUUGGCGUAUAUUCCGAGAUGAUAUGAGAAUUGUUAGUGCUGAGGAAAUGAAGUCUAUGCUUUCAAUAGGUUCAUCAAAAACAAAAUUAUCUAAUAUGGCACGUUUUGCAAAACAUCAUGCCGUUAUUGGUACAAAUACCCACGCUUCAUUCCAUUUAUACCCUCAACGUCGCCCAAUUUCUUUUAUUCGAACAGAUUUACAAUUAUUGUCAAUGAUGAAAAUGCUAGUACACGAUAAUUUAAAUCCGUUUAUGGGAAUUGCUUUUAAUGAAAAGGACGAGUUGCUAGUUUUGUGGAAAUUUUGUUCUCGUGGAACAAUUCAGGAUAUUAUAUAUAAUGAAAGUGUUACUUUAGACAGUAAAUUUCAUGCUGCUUUUGUUAGAGAUAUUACUUUGGGUCUAGAAUAUUUACACAUGUCACCAAUUGGGUAUCACGGUUCAUUAACUCCUUGGGCCUGUUUAAUUGACAGAAAUUGGAUGGUUAAAUUAACUGAUUUUGCAAUAGCUAAUUGUAUAGAACGUUGGGAAAAGAGCGGAUACGUUACUAAAGAAACGCUUAAAGACGGGGAAGAUAAAAGUGGAGCUACACAAUUGACAAAUGUGCUUUACUGCGCCCCAGAGCUGCUCAAAAAUCGCGAACAAAAUCGUCGACGUGGAAUGGAACAGGGAUGGUUAAAACAAAGUCAGGCUAGACGACAAGCAGGGGAUAUUUAUUCUUUUGGGAUUGUUAUGUAUGAAAUUUUGUUUAGAGCCCUGCCCUUCCCAGAAGGCACCGAUUUGACGGAAUUAUGUGAAUAUGUCCGUGAUGGCUCUAAAACAUUUAAACCCGUUAUUGCUGAUCGUUCACAAAUACAUCCAGAUAUUAUUGCUUUAUUACAGGAUUGCUGGGCAACAAAUCCAGAAAUCCGUCCAUCAAUUAGACGCGUCCGUCUAAACACAGAAAAUUAUUUAAAAGUAAAAGGAUCUCUUGUUGAUCAAAUGAUGAGAAUGAUGGAACAAUAUGCAAAUAAUUUGGAGAAGUUAGUCCAAGAAAGGACUGGAAUGUUGGAAGAUGCAAAUAAAAGGGCUGAUAAAUUGUUAAAUCAAUUAUUGCCCAGCUAUGUUGCUAAUGAACUGAAAUUGGGACGUUCUGUUGCUCCUAAAACGUUUAAAUCUGCAUCUGUUAUGUUUAGUGAUAUUGUUGGGUUUACUACUUUAUGUUCUGGUUCUUCUCCUCUUGAAGUUGUUACUAUGUUAAAUACUGUAUAUACAGGAUUUGAUGAUUUAAUUAACAAACAUGAAGCUUAUAAAGUAGAGACUAUUGGUGAGUAA
Meloidogyne enterolobii is the source of this 1593-nucleotide messenger RNA. Lineage: Eukaryota; Metazoa; Nematoda; Chromadorea; Rhabditida; Meloidogynidae. The record is from the annotation of a GenBank genome assembly.